UUGGUCACAUUUGCGCGGCGGCUGAUGCACGAGCUGCUUUGCCGUUUGUCUUCACACGUCCGCGUGCCGGAGCCUCUUCAGACACACACGCUCACGGAAUUAUAACUCAGAGAUGCAGCAUCUCUCCACUCAGGAGACACUGAUUGGAACCAAAGUGUGCAAGUGAGCCGAGAAGAAAGGAAGCGCAGACGAGAUUGACACAGCUCCCUUUAAAAGCAGACAAUCUCCAUCUCCACACCUGGUGCUCUCAUCUACUUUAGCCAUUUAAUGGACAACUAAACAGCAAUAAUCUCGCAACACAAAUCUGCUGGACAAAACAACAAAAAAUCAGCACGUCACAGCAUCGGCCCGUCCCUGACUCGCCCUUGAUGCUCUAGUGUCCCAUGCUGAUUAAAGUGGACACAGAUGGACAAUCCAAAUACAAAUAAACACAAAACAGCUAAAGCUAACACUUCCUCUUCCCUAAUCUGCUUUAUCUCCUUCUCAGUGGCAUCAUGGUGUCCCAUGCCAAGACCAUCAUAUCAGUGGAGGACAGACAAGCAAGAAACUGAGACACUUGCAUCUAAAUAAGAGAUACUGUGACUGACAAAAAACAACAAAGAACAAAAAAACAACAAAUAUCCAUUGCGUGCAUGAUAUCCAUCAGGUAAUUAAAGUGGACAUAGAUGAAUAGCAAAACCCAACACACUGGACAACCAAUGAUAUAUCCCACUUCCUCCAUGAUUGAUUAACAUGAAUAAACAUGACCAAGUGGGUGCAGAUUCAUGUCGAAGCAUGAUUUUUCCCUAAUCAACUUUAUUUUUUCCAUGGUAUCCCCAUGUUGGUAAAAAAAUUAAUUAAUAAAUAAGAGCAAACAACAUAAUACUAAAUAAUGAUAAUAAUAAAACAUAAUGAACAAAAUAUUAACCCCAUUUACAUCUGUUGUCCCAAUGGUGAUCAAAUUCGUGGGACAAAAGAAAAACAAGAGAAAAUUAUGAGCAUGACUCAUCCCUAGCCUACUGUAUGUUCUCUGAGAUGUCCCUAUUAAUAAUAAUAAUUUAUAAUAAUUGCUUAGUUUUAUAUAACGCUUUUCUAGGCACUCAAAGUGCUUUUACAUUGUAUGGGGUGGAAAUCUCCUCAACCAUCACCAGUGUGUAGCAUCUACCUGGAUGAUGCAACGGCAGCCAUAGUGCGCCAGAACGCCCAGCACACACCAGCUACUGGUGGAGAGGAGAGGAGAGGAGAGAGUGAUGUAGCCGAAUCAGGGAUGGAGCUUAAUAACAAGAAAAAUAGCUGCCUCAUAGCAGUUACUCAUUCCUAACCUCCUUAUUUAUUUCCUCCAUGAUGUCCACAUGGUAACUGGAGCAGACAAAUUUGGAUGAAUGAACCAUUAAACAAAUGGCAACAAAACCAACACUUUGCUUUCUCGAAUUGACUUAUUUCUUGUCAUCCUCACUGUGAUUAAAGUGUACAGGAGCAGACAAGCAGGCAACAUAAAAAGAAAAAAAAAUUGCUCACAAAGCUAACUUGCCCCCGUUAGCUGAUUAGAGUGGAUGUGGAUGGACAAACAAGCAAACCACAAAAUAGCAAAACACCCCCAUCCCUGACUCCCCGUUAUGUCUUAGUGUUGUGAUUAAAUUGUUCGUGGACAAGGGACAAGAUGCGGUUGUGGACAACGUCCUGGCGCUGGGUGGCAUUGGUGCUGUUGGCUUGGGCGAUGCUGCUCUUCUUUAUGGGUGGCCACCUGGUGCGUGAGAGCCAACACACACAUGAAACGACACACACACGACGAGAGCUCGCCAACAUCCUCACCAAACUUGAGCGCCUCAAACAGCAGAACCAUGAGCUGCGGCGUAUGGCGCAGGCUCUAAGGAUUCCUGAAGGACAGUCUGUUAAACCUGUCUCUGCGGGUCGGCUGCGUCUUUUAGAGGAGCAGCUAAACAAAGCCAAGCAGGAGAUCCGCAACUAUCAGAGAGUGUUUGGAGAUGUAGGCCCGGGCCGUGUGCAAGAGGACUUCAGGAGGAAGGUGGACAGAGGUGUGAGGGAGUUUUGGUAUUUUCUGCGCAGCGAGGUGAAGAAGCUGAGCCACGUAGAUCCAGCUGCGCUGCAGAUGCACACAGAUACACUGCUGCAUGAUCUCGGCCACCAACAGAGAUCCAUCCUGACAGAUCUUCACUACUUGAGUCAAGCCGAUGGAGCUGGUGAUUGGAGGGAAAAGGAAGCGAAGGAUCUUUCCAGUCUGGUGCAGAACAGGAUCUCCUACCUGCAGAAUCCUCCAGACUGCAGUAAGGCGCGCAAGUUGGUGUGUAACAUUAAUAAGGGCUGUGGUUAUGGCUGCCAGCUGCACCAUGUGGUUUACUGCUUCAUGAUUGCGUAUGGCACUGAGCGCACACUCGUCCUCGAGUCCCACAACUGGCGCUACGCUCCUAAUGGGUGGGAGACGGUGUUCAGACCUCUGAGCAAUACCUGCACCGAGUGCACAGGAGCAUCGACCGGACACUGGACAGGGGAGGAUCAUGAUCGGGACGUGCAGGUGGUGGAGUUGCCCAUCGUGGACAGUCUUCACCCCCGACCCCCCUAUCUGCCUCUGGCCAUCCCUGAGGAUCUGGCCCCCCGACUUCAGAGACUGCAUGGAGACCCUUCCGUCUGGUGGGUGUCUCAGUUUGUCAAGUACCUGGUGCGUCCUCAAUCGUGGCUGGAGAAAGAGAUGCAGGAGGCUGGCAUCAAACUGGGUUUCAAACACCCCAUCAUUGGUGUGCAUGUGAGGCGCACAGAUAAAGUGGGCACGGAGGCAGCGUUUCACCCCAUAGAGGAGUACAUGCAGCAUGUGGAGGAACAGUUCCAGCUCAUGGCCCAGCGCAUGCAGCUGGACAAAAAGAGAGUGUAUUUGGCAACUGAUGACCCCUCACUGUUACAGGAGGCCAAGAGCAAAUACCCCGAUUAUGAGUUCAUCAGUGAUAAUUCUAUCUCGUGGUCGGCUGGACUGCAUAACCGCUACACAGAAAACUCUCUCAAGGGAGUCAUCUUGGACAUCCACUUCUUGUCCCAGACUGACUUCCUAGUCUGUACAUUCUCCUCACAGGUGUGCCGUGUGGCCUAUGAGAUCAUGCAGACUCUACACCCAGAUGCUUCAUCGUAUUUCUACUCUCUGGACGACAUCUACUAUUUCGGCGGGCAAAAUGCUCACAACCAGAUCGCCAUCUAUGCACAUCAGCCGCGCACUUCUGAGGACGUCGCCCUGGAGCCUGGAGAUGUUAUUGGCGUUGCCGGAAACCACUGGGAUGGUUAUUCCAAAGGACUGAAUCGCAGAUUGGGGCGCACUGGCCUCUAUCCAUCUUACAAAGUGAAGGAGAAAAUCGAGACCGUGAAAUACCCCACCUACCCCGAGGCAGACAAACUGCUCAACUCAGAAAAUAGAGGAAAAUAGACUGAAAGAGACAGUAAGAGACUUCUAAAACAGAGAGAGGCAUGAAGAGACUGAAACAGACUGAGACAGAUAGAGACAGAAAGAGACAGGGUGAGAAUAAUCCCAAAGUAUUUUUUCCUGUAUAAAGCUUAAUGAUAAAGGAGCGAUAAUAAGACAUAGUCCACAAAGAGAUACAUGCUGUCAAUGUGUGUGUAUGUGUGUGAGUAAAAUGAGAUGAUGUCAAGAGACAAAGAGAUAGAUAGACAAAGAAAUAAUAGAUGGAAAGAAACAAUGACAGAAAGAGAUUCAUGGAAAGAGACAAAAAAGAGGCAUGUGAAAUGAGACAGGGACAAAAAACAGACAGAAAACGAAAGUGGCAGAAAAAGAGACAUAGAAAGAGGUGGAAAGGGAUCGAGACAAAGACAGAUAAAAGAGAGAAUGGUGGGAAAACAUGUCAUAAAAGAAACAAAGUGAGAGGUAAAGAAAAAGGCAGAAGGAUGGACAAAGACAACAAUACGCACAGAGACCGAAAGAAAUUGGCAUAAGAGAGAGACAUCAGAGACAAACAUGGAAAUAGAGAAAGAGGUGAAAAGAAACGAGGAAAAAAUGAAGAGAGUCAGAAAGAGAGAUUUGGAACGUAUGUGCUGACAUGGAAAGAGAAAAAUGACAGCGAAAAUAAUCAACUUUUGGACUCUGUAUCAGGAGAGACAACUGAAACAUUCAGAAGAAUGGACACACACUGAGGACACUGCUCUAUGUAUGUUUAUGUGUAUUUUUUACUCAGUGAGAAAAGAUGGAGAAGAAAAUCACGAUGUAAAAUAUCCCAACUAACCUGAGGCAAACAAGCUACAGAUUACAGAAACAACAACCUGUACAGAGUCUGCUGAGACAGGAGGGAUAAUGAGACAUAAUCCACAAAGACAGACCGAGGACACGUGCUUGUGUUUUGACUUAGCGCAGCCUCCUGAGCGGCUCUGAUAUAGAUGGAGGCAGAGCAUCUCUGUGUUUGACUGCAGGCUAUGUGGACUCGGCAACAGCUGAGCACAAUUUACAAACCCACAACUCUGCCUCGCUUUAUAGUUUUAUUGUUAUUUAAUUGUCCCAGGGUGGUUUUAAGUCAUUUAUAAUCUUGUCUUUUAAUCUCUCUUGCCUGUUUGAUCACUGUUCACUAAGAAACUAGGGGAAAUACGGUAAAGUAGGGAGAUAGAAAGACAUAACAAGGAUAACGAUUAGGGUGCUUCUUAUUUCUUUAAUUGCGCUUUAGUUCUUCCCUCUGUGUGGAAACGUGAGGAAAGUUUGCAAGGAAAGAAAACAACAACAGAGGAAUGGAUGCGAAUCAUUGUGCCAUGUUAGGUCAAAUAUACAUCACUAUAAAUCCACAUCAAUUAUUGAAGACUUGUUGUCCAGCAUGUUUUAACCUAUACAAUAUUUUCUCUGUUGUCAUCACUGACUUGGCAUGUAAAUUCAAGCCCAUUUGUUGACUCUGUAGCCAUUGUUUCUUCAUUAAUAUUAUUAAUUUAGUGUUUUUUGUUCUUAUUAUUUGUUUGAACCUACACUGAAAAAAUGUUUAUUGAAUUUAGUUAAUUCGUUAACACAGAUUGUUUGCAUAUAUCCAACACGAUGUGAGCAUGCAUUUUUAAAACCCUGUAAUAAAGCCAAACUCCAUGGAUUCACCCAAGCUCAGGAUCAAACCAGGGACCCUAGCAUUGUGAGGCAGUAACAUUAUUUGUUGCACUAUUGUGCCACACGUGAGUUAAUUAAGUUAAUUUAACACUAUAGUCAUUUCUUCCUGUCAGCUCCAACAUCCUCAUGAGACUUUAAAUCAUAAUUGGAUCACAUUAAUACUAUGUCAGUUGAUCACACACACUCUACAUAUUUCUAGCUAGUAGAUUAUAUACUGUUUGUAUUUAAAUUCAAUUUAGUAUAAACAAUGAAAACAUGUUUUAUGUAAACUAUACAUAAUGUUUUCUCUAAACACAUAUUUCCUUUUUUCAGUGUAGGUGGUUUGUGAAAAUGAUAAAUGUACACCAUAGGUUUAUGUCAUACAUGGCUUCUACAUAAGUACCUUUCUCCUCACUCUGGAAGCCUCUGUUUGCGUUUAAUGAAUUGAUCAUUACUAGUUCAGAGUAUUCAGCCUUCUUGGAGAUAGUGGAGCAGGUGAUGAAGAAUGUACAUCGUACUGACUUCAUAGUGCUUUGGGGGAACUUAAGUGCUUGUUUGUUUCAUCAGACUUUGAGGCCAUAUGUUUUAAUCACUCAGUUAAAGAGACGUUGGUGACGAAUUGGAUUCAUCACACAAGGCGCCAGCCAGAUUUCUGGAGAACCUUUCGGGUUGCUUGGGACCUUCAAUGAGAGACAAAUUCUCAUGUUCAAAAGGACUUCUCCCUUCUACCGAUUGAGGUUAGGGGCAUUAAGUCACAAUGGAUAAUAUUCACGUUCUCGAUCAUCAAGGCAACUGCAAGACGCUGUGGUCUCCUGAUUCAACUGAGAGUUUUAGAGAGCCAGAAGGGCUGCUGCAAAGGCAGUAAGAGAAGUGGAAGAUCGGCCAUGGAAUUUGGAGAGGCCACUAAUAGAUGUUAUUUUGACCCAAAAAAUUAUCUGGCAAACUGUUCUGUUAGGAGGAGUAGAAGAAGGAGGAGGAGAAGAAGAGGAGACCAUUCACCAGCUCUGCUAAGCAAGUGCAUGUAAGUGGAUAUUGUUGAGCAAUGAAUGAAGAUCUAGGGCAGUGCCCUUGGAAUGGCAAACUGGGAUGGGGGUCCCUAUUUCUUUUAAGGGGACCAGAGGAUGUAUUCUAUGAACAGAAUUACACUCCUCAGUCUCCCAGCAAAGUCUAUACCAGGGCUGUGGAGAGGAGUCUGUCAGAUAGUUUAAUCUAGGAUUUAGGGGGAACAACACUGGUUACCCCAGGCCAUAGAACAAAGAUUCAGCUUUUUAUUCUUGGGCAACUAUGUGAGGGGGUCAUACAAAUAUGGUAAUCCAGUCUACAUGCAUUUUGUGGAUUUGGAGAUGGUGUAUGAUUUUGUGCCUCAACAUUUGUGGUGGGAGGUAUUGCAGAAGGAUGGAGUAUCUGGAUCACUACUUCAUGCAAUCCAAUCUAUGUAUGUACACAGUGAGCAUUGUGUCCAUGUUCUAAGCGUUAAGUUAAAAAUGUUUAAUGUGGGUGUCAGACUAAAUCAAGGGGCUGUUUUCUCUUUUAAGUGUCGUUCACAUGGGCAUUAUAUCAAGACACAAGAGGUGCCGAUUAUGGUAGGCUACAGGUAUGUCUGAGACUAUGGUUGUCUCCUGGAAGAGUGGGAUGCUCCGUUCAGAUAAGAGGGCAGACUUUAUACCUGGUCGAGAUUUGGGGAUCUAAUUCCUGAGAUAUGGAUAAUAGAGCACAUGAGAUGGCUCAGAUAAGAGGCAUCAAUGUUACAGUUAUUGUAAUAGUUUGUGGUGAAGAAACAGUAGCUCAGUUGGAGUCAGUCUAUGUCCCUAUUCUCACCUGUGGUCACAAGCUGUGGGGAGUGGCUAAAGGAAUGUGAGGACAACUGGUGGAAAAGCUUGGAAAACCUCAGAGUAGAGCCACUGCUCCUUCAAAUUGAGAGGAGCCAUUAGUGGUGGUGUUGCACCUUACAAGGAUGUCCCCUGGUCAGCUUCCUCUAGAGCUGUAUGAGGCAUGUCCUAUUGGGUGGAGACUCCUGGGUAAACCAAGGACCUACGGGAGUUAUUGUAUUACUCAGUUGGCUUGGGAAAAUCUUGGGAGCUCCCAGAAGGAGGUGUAGUCAGUGACUUGGGAUUGAGAAGUCUGGGCUGACCACCUCAAUCUAUUGCCAGUUCUUAGGGCACAGGCUAAAGAAUCUAGGUUUCAGAAGGCAAUGAGGCGUCAAUUAAUGCAUUGGGAAGCACUCUAAGAAAACUAGGGGAAUGAGGAGAACGUAGGGGACUUUAAAAUGAAAAGAAAAGGGAGAUGUGCAACCUAGGAACAGGAAUCAAGGAGAAUUAAAGACUAAAAAACAAGUAAAAGCUAGGCAAAGUAGAAACAAGUCAACUAAACAAGAAGUACUAAGGAAUUAGCAACUAGGGAAACAAGGGGACUCUGGUAACAAGGAUAAUCAUGACACUAGAACUGGGGAAAAAGGAGAACUGGGGGCCUAAAAAAUAGGUAAACAAGGAAACUUAAUCACUGAUUCUGCUUUCUAACAUGCUCCACUUUCUCGGGAGAGCAACUUAUUCCUCACUCAUCAUUUGCAUUUUUAUUUUUUUCACCACCUUGGAAUUCUGUGAACUAUUAAAAAUGUUUAUGAUGGGAAAACCGUAGAUGUGUUAUAUUAGACAGCCAUCAAAGUGUGGAUUAAAAAGACAAGAUAAAAAUAUGAUAAAACUACUCAAACACCAGCAGAAAUGACUGAGAACUGUCCAGUUAUGCGUGGACUAAUAUUCUCAAAAGCAUGCUUGAGUUAUGUUCCACUAUCCCUCUCCGUCUACUACACCACUUAAACAAAAUGGAACAAAUGGGGAGAAUCAGGAUUGUUUAAACAUACCUACUCACCUUCUUAUAGAUUUAUCACUGUUUAUCACAUUGCUCAGUAGGUUUCCUUCUCUCUCUUUUUUUUUUUUUUUUUUUUUUUUGUAAAAUUAUCCAGACAGGUUGAGACCUUUCAAGCAGAUACUCAGAAUAAAAAAGAAAAAUAUGUGUACUUUGUAUGUGUACUAAUUCAAAUUAGCAAAACCAAUACGACUACAUAUACCAGGACUAGGCACUAGGAACAAUUAGGAAACUAAGAAUCUAGGAAAACAAGGAGAACUAGUAAACUAGAAAUAGGAGAUAGAGAGUGCUCAGGAACAAAAAAAAACAAACAAACAAAAAAAACAGGUAACCAUAGUAAUAGAGAACUAGAAAUGGGAAACAAGGUGAACUGUGAAACAAGAAAUCUGAAAUCUGAAAAGUGCUACUGGAAAACAAUAAUGCACAAAUAGCAAAACAAAGCAAGCAUGAUGAUGCAAAAAAAAAAAAGAGCAAAAAUAUUAAUGAAAACCAGUAAGUAGGAAACAGGAAGUGAACAAGAGGCGUUUGACACACCAAUCAACAUAUUAGUGUUUAAAAACAUAUGGAUUUUGUCUUAAAGUACCCAUGUGCCCCUUUGAAAGCACGUAUGUGUUUUUAUUCAUUUAUCUUUCUACUUGAAGUAUCUCUUCAGUAUUUAAAUCUGAGAUUUGUAUUUAUUUUAUAAUGAAGAAUAUUCUAAACCAUCAGAGAAUGUUUUCAAAGGAGAAGAUGUUGUCCUAUUUUAUGUUCCAAAGUAUUGUGUUUGAUACACCACAGAUCAAUUAAAGGGGUUGUAAGGCAUUUGCUGUGUUUGUUGCGUCCUCACAUUGAUUGCUUCGGCUGCUGUUUAAAGAUGCUCUCCCUUUACAAAACAUUUCUAUGAUUCAUCUGAUAAUGGCAGUAAAAUAGGUUUUCUCUGCUUCUCGACAUGGUUCACAGGCUAUGAUGUCACUAGGAGAAAUGUUUUUUUAUUACAAUAUCCCCCCCUGACAACAAUUCACAUUCAAUUCAGUCAGCUCUGACUUGCACGAACUCACUGACAUAGCAGUUCAAUGAACUGAAGUUCCACAAACGUGUGCAGUACAGUUUGUAUAAACGCCCUAAAUAACUAGAUGGCACUCUGAAUAAAACAAGUUUUCACACUGUUACUAUGACCUAUAACAUUCAUAUAGAAGAACUAUUGGCUUAGUUAAUUGCUGUGUUAAUUGGCCUUCCAUCCCUAGCGGCUAGCAUAAUGAAUUAAAGCUGUCCUUUUGGCCCUCUAUAUCUCCCUUUAUUUAUUUCUGCAGAGGCUACAUAGACCGAACAGAAUAGCAAGAAAGUGCAAUACUGAUGAGAGGGCACAGAGCCAGAAAUGCAGAUAGUAAGAUUUUAGCUGAUGCUUUUGGUCAAGGCAGUUACUUGCUUAUGAGCGCUGUUCUUAGACCUCAACUAAGGGCAGCCAUUGGUGCAUGUGACCAUGUGGAAGCUGACUCUAAUUCAGUAUUAUUAGGAACUCGAGUAUCCCUAAAGGAACAAUCAGUGGAGUUACUUUCAUAAGGAUUGCCUGAGUAGCUUUAGUUCUCAAGUUAUAGAAGUGUCAUAACCUUUAAAGCCAGGUGAGAAAUGAUAUUUUGUGGUACAAGGAAUGUGGUCAAGUAGAGGCUGACUCUUAAUUCUGUAUUAUUAUUAAGUUCCAGGAAGGACCAGACCUAAUCUCAACACCCACCCGAAAGCACUGCUGUGACCAAGUAGCUCCAAUCUUUACAGAUAUUUUCAGUUCUUGGACCUCUGCUCUGUUCUCAUCUGCUUCAAAUCCACCAAUGGCACUCCCAGUCCCCAAAAUAACAAGAGCCUAAAUGACUUCAGGUUAAUUACACUGACCUCUGUAGUCAUGAAAGUCUUCAAAUGCCUCAUCUUAGUUUUAUCUGAAGUAUACAACUGACCACAUACUGGACCCUCUGCAGCUAGUGUAUAAAGCCAGCAGUCAUUCUGAGCCUGCAUUUCAUGCUACAGCAUCUACAGUCCAGGAACCUAUGUUAGGAUUCUGUUAGUGGACUUCUGCUCAUCUUUUAACACCAUUGACCAAGAGCUGCUGCAAGUCAAGUAUCCUGAAUGUAUCAAAUCCCAUUUAUCACAAAUCAUAGAUUUCCUGACAGAAGGAAGACCGCAGGUUUGAAGGACUGGGAAGGAACUGUUUAAAGCUGUUUAUUUUUGCCCCUUGUCUUCAGGCUUUAUACCAAUCACUGCCCAUCAGUAAAUAUCAUGAAGUUCAGAUAUGACACCACCAGAGUCUGCCUCUUAAUAAUCCCGUAAAGAGUGUUGAACUGGCUGCAGACUUUAGUAACAGCUUUAACUGAUUGGAUUAUAUUAAUGCCUUGCUGUUUGGAUACUCCAGCAUGCAAGAAUAUGCUUCUGUCAGUCCCAAAUGCAGCAGCCAGAAGGUUGGACCAUAUUAUACCUAUUUUAUUACACCUACAGUAUUUUAUCACACUACAUUGGUUCCCAGUAAAGUUUUGCAUUGAUUAUAAAAUACUAUAAUCCCAAUAAUAAGUAGUACUAAAAUACUGAUGACUAAUAAAGCACUAUGGUCUCGCCUAACAGUACCUGAGUAAACAUUUGGACUAUUAUGAUUAGCUGUGCCUGCUUUGAUAAAAAUGGUGCGGGUUCUUUAUUAGUACCUAGAAUAAUGCGAACUACAGCAGGGGGCAGAGCUUAUUCCUGCAAAUCCACUGAGCUAUGGAAUAGCCUUUCUGUUAUUUUUUGGGACUCACUUCUUUUACCCACCAUAGCUACCUGAAUAAGCCUGAUGCCCAACUUCAUCUCUCUUCUUCUUUCUUCAUCUGAAGCUUUGUACACUUGUGACUUUACAUUUUAUUGUUACAUUUGAUUUAUUUGAUGGGGCACAGUGGCUUAGUAGUUAGCACAUCCGGGGUUGGUCUGCUCUGUGUGCAUUGGGUUUGCAUGUUCUCCCCAUGCCUUGCAGGCUUCCACUGGGUACUCAGAUUUUCCUCCCCCAGUCCAAAGACAUGCGUUGUAGGCUGAUUGGCAUCUCUAAAUUGUCUGUAGUGUAUGAAUGGGUGUGUGUGAUUGUGCCCUGCGAUGGGUUGGCACCCCAUCCCAGGUGUCCCCCAACUUGUGCCUGAGUCCCCUGGGAUAGGCUCCAGGCUCCCCGCGACCCAUUGUAGGAUAAGUGUCACGGAUAAUGGAUGGAUGGAUUUUAUUUAUUUGGCUGAUGCUUUUAACAAAAGCAAAUGGAUCCAGAGUACAACUGAACAUUUGAGGUUAAAGACAAUAGUGGCUUGGCAAUGCUGGAAAUUCAGCUCAUGACCUUCCGCAUAUUAGCCAAAUUACCUAACCCACUGACACUAGGAUAACCUAAACUAUUGCACUUCCCAAAAACAAUUUAUGCCUAAGACUCACCUGCCUGCUUUAAUGAAUAAUACCACAUGGAUACUUCAUACAUGCACUUUUUAAGAAUCAUAAAUACUAUCCUAUGGUCAUCUAACUUCUAUUACCAAGAUGACCACACCAAAUAUUUCAUAUCCUUUUAACACAUUUAGCACAUUUAGUGUGAUUUGCCUUUUCUCUAUAUGAAUGUACGCGUGUGUCAAUCAGAGGGGAAUGAAUGGGUUCAAUUUUGGAAUUUGGUUUCUCUUAGGUUUUGGGGGGGUUUUUUGUUUGUUUUUUUACAUUGUUGCCUCUGGCUUGCUUAUUAGGGAUUUAAAUUUGCAUCCUCAUUUCUGUAAAGUUGCUUUGUGAUAAAUGCUAAAUGUCUAAUGUUAAAAGUGAUACAAAUAAAAUUUGAUUGAACUGAA
Molecule: messenger RNA, 11706 nt
Organism: Ictalurus punctatus (channel catfish)
Lineage: Eukaryota; Metazoa; Chordata; Actinopteri; Siluriformes; Ictaluridae
Gene: fut8b
Product: fucosyltransferase 8b (alpha (1,6) fucosyltransferase)
Exons: 10
Coding region: 1640-3406 (588 amino acids)
Biological process (GO): protein N-linked glycosylation
Cellular component (GO): Golgi cisterna membrane
Molecular function (GO): protein binding; glycoprotein 6-alpha-L-fucosyltransferase activity
Source: RefSeq, a predicted model, not a curated record